Molecule: messenger RNA, 942 nt
Organism: Capra hircus (goat)
Lineage: Eukaryota; Metazoa; Chordata; Mammalia; Artiodactyla; Bovidae
Product: olfactory receptor 1J2-like
Biological process (GO): G protein-coupled receptor signaling pathway
Cellular component (GO): membrane
Molecular function (GO): olfactory receptor activity; G protein-coupled receptor activity
Source: RefSeq, a predicted model, not a curated record
AUGAGACCUGAGAACCAGAGCAGCAUGUCCAGGUUCCUCCUCCUGGGGCUCCCUAUUCGGCCAGAGCAGCAGGGCGCGUUCUUCGCCCUGUUCCUGGGCGUGUACCUGACCACGGUGCUGGGCAACCUGCUCGUCCUCCUGCUCAUCAGGCUGGACCCUCGCCUCCACACCCCCACGUACUUCUUCCUCAGCCACUUGGCCCUCACUGACGUCUCCUUCUCAUCUGUCACCCUCCCUAAGAUGCUCGUGAACACGCAGACUCAAUGCCAAGCUAUCACAUAUGCAGGGUGCGUUUCACAGGUGUAUUGCUUUAUAUUCUUUGGUUGCCUUGACAGCUUUCUUCUUGCCGUGAUGGCCUGUGACAGGUACGUGGCGUGUCACCCUCUCCACUACACUGCCGUCAUGAGGGAUGAGCUUUGUGUCGUCCUAGUGGCUGGGUGCUGGCUCGCCGCUUGUGCCCAGGCUCUGUUGCACACCCUCCUUCUGGACCAGUUGGCUUUCUGUGCAGGGACUGUCAUCCCUCACUUCUUCUGUGAUCUCGCUGUUGUGCUCAAGUCCUCCUGCUCCAACACCUCCCUCAAUGAGCUGCUCAUCCUCACUGAAGGAGGACUGAUCUUCACCUUGCCUUUGGGUGGUAUCUUGGGCUCCUAUAUCUGCAUGGCAGCCAUCAUCCUGAAGGUCCCCUCCCUCACAAGAAUCUUCAAAGCCUUGUCUACCUGUGGUUCUCACCUCUUCAUAGUGUUUUUAUAUUAUGGCACAACUGCAGGUGUAUACUAUUUCCCCUCAUCAGGCAACUCCAAAGUCAAGGACAUAGUUGCUUCAUUGAUGUACAUGGUGGUCACCCCCAUGCUGAACCCCUUCAUCUACAGCCUGAGGAAUAAGGAUAUGAAACAUGCUCUUCAGAAAUUUUUCAGGACCAUGGACACCCCUGGCUAUCGUUAA